AUGAUGCCUCGGUUAGUUCGCAUGAAUCCUGAAGAAUGUGCUCAUCUUGUGAUUGACUGUUUCCCUGAUUACAUCGCUUCAAUCAGACCGCACACCGAAGAAAGAGACAUGUGCUAUCCGCUGUUGAAGGCUGCUUUCAAAAUAAAGCGGGAACGUCAGGAAACAUUUUUGCAAACAGAUGAGGAUACCGAAGAGUUUCUUUUUGGAAUAGUCUUUGAAGGUAUAGUGAAUGAACAGCUCGAGGAGUUAGACGAUAUCCUACAGGAUUGGCUGCUUUAUUGGUUACCUACCGGAUCAAGAACAGAUUUUUGCUUGAACAUAGCAGCUGCAGCUGAGUGUGUGAAAAGCACGAUACUGUUGAUGGAGGCACGUGGUCUGCUGGACAAUGCCUUCGAAGUGCUUUUUAAGCAAAUUAAUGGAAGCAAAAAAGAUCAGCAACGAUUUGUGUAUUGGUUGGACAAAGGUUUAACAUUCUGCAGCUCUCACUCCAAUUCCUCUCAGUCAAGAGGAUGGCUGCUGCGAAUUAUGCGAGCUGUUACGGGAGCAGCAAUCGAAGAGAGUACUAUAGGUCAGUGGACGCUUCUUUUUCUCUUUACAGGAAAUGGCUUGAGCAAAUUUGAAAGUGGUAUACAAAUGCACUGAAA
Strongylus vulgaris is the source of this 644-nucleotide messenger RNA. The record is from the annotation of a GenBank genome assembly. Lineage: Eukaryota; Metazoa; Nematoda; Chromadorea; Rhabditida; Strongylidae.